UUUGCCGCCUGCCGCCCCGGAGGUUUCAAUUCUUCUCAUCUGGUCCAUCGUCUAUUUCGUUUUGGUCUUUCUACAUCUCCUCCAUAUCCUUGUCUUCACCUUCACAUAGAACUGAACUCGGUUCCCCCUUGAUAUAGCCCUGAAUGCUUCGGGCUUCGUGGCGGUCCGCCGUGACCCCCACGAGGGGUCACGUCUGCUGGUCGUGUCUUUCCCGUGGCUUGACUGCGCCUCCGCAUCAGCAGUUGUGGGCGCGUUCUUUCCAGAGCAGGUCUCGCCUGCGCUCCCAGGCUUCAGCUAGCACCGAGACUGAGAGCCUGCCUAAUCCUCCGGCUCCCAAUCAGUCCGACAUUAAUCAACAGCCUGGAUCGGAGCCGCAGUCAGGAUCGCAUCCUAAGGCUGAUCACAAUGAGGUCUCCAAAGAAGACGGCUUGCCCAAAGAAGCUUCUGACAAAAAGGAGCCGGAUCUUGAAUCACCCGGGGGAAGGACUCUGGUUUUUGCUAGAACAACACAAACCACUUCCGGUCAACUCAAAGCGCGACAAUCUCUAAAACCGCUCCCAGUGAAAACAGCGGAUGUUCCCGGCCUAGCAUUUGGACUGGAUCGAGUUUUGUUCAACCAGGGAGUUUACACGCUGCGAGACCCAAGAUCCAGAGUUUACAACUUCGAUCCGUACUUGGGUUCCAUUAUGCCGGUUACCGAAUUUGACUUCCAAGCUUUGAAAGAUUACAUCACAUCCUCCAAGGAUAAACAAUUGCAGUCGCUCGCGCGCGAGGCGGGCAGGAAAUAUAUUGGAUCCUCUUCGAGUAUGACUUCCGUGCUAUCGCACUUUCACUACCUGCUGUCCGCUUGGCGACCCGUCGACACUAGCAGCUUGUCUCAGGGCUUCAGUGAGGAAUUGAAGACCUUCACGCGGCUCUUGCGAGCGCCUGCCGCCAUGUUCCUGCACUAUCAGGACGGCGUCUAUGCUAUUGAUGCCGACAAGGAAUUCGACACAGCAAAUAUUUUAAUGAACCUGGGUAAAUCGAUGGAGAAGCUACUCACGCUGCCCAAGUCGGAUUUUGAGCGCUAUCGACGGUCCAGCGCCAACAAGAUCACCCCCGAGGAAGAGAAUGCGAUACCGGAAUCUUACCACUAUUCGACACUCGGCGACUUCCUUAUGCGUUCGCAAUUAGACGCGCACGAUCCACGACUCCCCGGUACCGGCAUGUUCGAUCUGAAGACCCGUGCCGUGGUGUCAAUUCGGAUGGAUGCGCGUAACUUUGAGCAUGGCCUGGGUUAUGAGAUCCGCCGGCCCCUCGGGCUGUACGAAUCGUAUGAGCGUGAAUAUUAUGAUAUGAUUCGAGCUGCCUUCCUCAAGUACUCGCUGCAGGUACGCGUCGGGCGUAUGGACGGCAUUUUCGUGGCAUUCCACAAUAUCGAGCGUAUCUUCGGUUUCCAAUAUAUUUCCUUGAACGAGAUGGACAAGGCGCUACACGGCCAAUUCAAACUCGACUUGGGUGAUCGCGAAUUCGAACUCAGCAUUCAGCUUUGGAAUGACAUCCUGAACCGUGUCACGAAAGCCUUCCCUCAGCAGUCACUUCGUUUCCAUUUCGAAACACGUGGUAAUCGCCCUGGCGCGAAGCCCCACAUGUAUAUCUUCGCGGAACCCGUCACGGCAGACGAAAUCGCGGCAAUACAGAACAAGAACAAGGAGGCCAUUGACGCCUAUCAGAAACGCGUUUUGAAUUUGCCCGAUGAGCCGGUGGUGGAGUCGGCCAAGGACGAAGGCGAUGAUGAGGCCGUCGAGGAUGAAGAUCCGAAAUAUGACAGUACCUUGAAAGACCCUACUGACGCCGUGGCUGAGGGGGCGGAAGAUGAGGAUUACUUCUGUCUGGACAGCAAGCCUGAAAUUGAUACGACCAAGAAGCUCUUUGCUGUUGUGCUCACAAUCGACAAUUACGUGAACGAUAAGUUGGUCCCCAGACCUGAGAAUUUCGGUAAGAAGGAUAAGUGGGAGGUCUCUUACAAGAUCCAUCACCUGGACCCAGAGGAUUCGCAGACGCAUCGGAUGUAUGCUCAUUGUCAGAAACGUCGCCGGGAAGCUCUCGAUUUCGGGAAAUCGGACGGACUCACUCCCUAUCUAAAGAAGCUCCGUUCAAUUUCUCAGGCUGGUCGCCGUUACCGCGAGCGGGAGAAUCAACGCGAUCGGAAAAACGCGCCUGUUGUCUAUCGCACUCUCCCCCCUACGGGCAUUGGUUCUCCUAUCAAGGUACAUGUCCGCCACCUAAAGUUGACUGAGAAGGGCAGUAAACAGGCUGCCAAAAAACCUCACAAGAAGGCUUCCCAGAAGCAUACCACCAAGCCCGCCGGCAAACCUCGGCCCACCAAGAAGACCAGCGAGUCCCCUCCCGAGCCAGAGCCAUCUGCUGAGCAGCCUGCCCAGCAGACCUCCACUCAGGAGAAUUAGCCAUCGGAGGAGUCCAGAUCUCAUCAAAUCCCACCGCCAUUACCACCACUACCAUCAUCAUCAUCAUUCAGUCGAAGAAUUCGGUCGGAAAACUCCUUGGCAUGUAACUUUCACCAAAAUCAACUCAUCUUCAGAUAGGGGCCUGUGUAAUUUCAACGCGCAUAUUUGUGCUGGAUAGGAGUUGAAUGAUUCCCAAGAUUAGAAAGCAAUUGAUUUUCCUCUUGUCCAUCUACUAUUGAGUUUCUUUCGUCGGAUCUAUAUAAUAC
Molecule: messenger RNA, 2713 nt
Organism: Aspergillus aculeatinus CBS 121060
Lineage: Eukaryota; Fungi; Ascomycota; Eurotiomycetes; Eurotiales; Aspergillaceae
Product: Pet127 family protein
Exons: 3
Coding region: 144-2447 (767 amino acids)
Biological process (GO): mitochondrial RNA 5'-end processing
Cellular component (GO): mitochondrial envelope; mitochondrion
Source: RefSeq, a predicted model, not a curated record